AUGGUGACUGCACUAUUUUGAUUUAAGCGUGUCAAACGACGAGAAAUGAAUUUAGCAGCAGGAAGGGCAAAAAACGGGCAUCACAAUGCUCCAGCACGCAUUCGCCACUGUUACACUUAUCGACUUAUAAAACGCAAAGUGCCAAACACGACUGUUUUCGCUGUGCUGCUUCUGUUUAGUAUCAUUAAAGACAUUGCGCAGAUAGCUCUGAAGAUCUUGAAACUGGAUGGCGAACAUGAUGACCGGAUGUUGCGAACCUAUGAUCAGCGUUGUCAGGCAUCCCGAUCUACGCGCUUACAUUUGUUAAAAGCACACUGUACUAAUACUCCCAAUUCCUGCUUCCAGGAAAUGGCGAAAUUUUUGAACGAGGUUGAACAGUGUUACAGGCAGUGGGAUAAAGUGAAUAAGACGCUGACACAUUCACUAUCUGAUUUUGCUAAUGCUGUUAUUUAUGCAUUCAGUGUGUACAGUACAAUAGGAUAUGGUAAUAUGGCUGCUGAUACUCUGGGAUGUCGAGUGGCAACGGUUAUUUACGGGGCGUUCGGAAUACCACUGUUUUUUGCCUUCGUUAAGGAAGAAGGCAACUUAUUGCGACUUUUUUUCAUAAGAUUCUACAGAUUUAUUCGACGAUCCCGAAUAACAAGUUGUGUCGAUCUCAGGCACCUGGAAAGACCGAAAAAAGUGCUCGAAGAUGGAAACCUGCUGUCGGAUGCAGCUGCUUUCUCGAGUAAAACACCCGAAUGUUUGCGCAAACACUCAAAUGGUUGGAAAAGUAUGAGUGCGGAUUCUGGCCAUUCCUGGUUUAAGCCAUCCAGUACUAGCGAGCAGAGGAGGGUAUUUAUUGCGGGUGUUGUGAUAUUUAUUGCCUAUCUAUUAGCAAUAAGUGGUGUUUUUACCUUAAUGACCGAUUGGGACUACUUCACUGCGUUUUAUUUCUUAUUUAACAGCGUUGCACUCAUUGGUUUUGGGGAUGUUUUCCCUUCGGAGCCAAGAAUUAUCCUCGUUAAUACAUUGUUUAUUGUGCUGGGUGUUGUGUUAUUUUCAAUGUGUUAUUUUAUUCUUCAGGAGGAAAUACGGGAAAAGGUUUGUUUUUUUUUUUUUUUUGAAUUGGUUACAGCAAAAAGCACCACCUUUCUUUAG
Messenger RNA from Gongylonema pulchrum, 1140 nucleotides. NCBI's taxonomy places the organism in Eukaryota, Metazoa, Nematoda, Chromadorea, Rhabditida, Gongylonematidae. The record is from the annotation of a GenBank genome assembly.